AUCAAAUUGUGCAUAUGCAAGGAUUUUUGGAUAUCUCUGGAAUUCAGUCUAAUGAGAAGACAAUGUUACUUGAUAUAUCAGCAAUACCUUCAAAGGAGGAUCAUUUAGAUGAUGAACUAAUACAUUAAUUAAUGAUUUUACAAUCUUAAGAAGCUAUUAGAGAGAAAGAAAAUGAUGAAGAAGUUACAAAGCAUGCCAGAUAACUGAAAAAAAAAGUAAUUAAUUCUUUAGAAAACUAUUCUUAAAUGUUAACUAGUAAAGAUAAUUCAAUAAAGAAAGUGAUCAAGAACGAUUUAAACAUAAUCAACUAAGAAUAUUAAGAAUUAUUAUCGAUUGUUGAUGAGGUUGAAUUGAUUUCCAAUGAAGUUCAGAUGAUAAUCAAAUUGGUAGGAGAAUUUUUAGAAAAAAUGAGUGUUAAAUCAAAUGAAAAGAGAGAAAUUUAAUAUUCAAAAACUAUGUCAGAAAAAUUGUAAAGAAAUCCCACAAGAUCAAAUACUUUUUAAGGUCAUUCAUAUGAUUGCUACUAAAAAUAAAGAUCAUUUCCAUCAUAGCAAUUACAAUAAUAAUAACAACUAAGCAAUAAUUCUUGCGAAUCAGAUGAAAACACUGCUGUCUCAAAUAAAACUUUGAGUGCUUUAAAUAGUAAAAUCUGUACUUUGAUUUAAUAAUUAUAAUAGAAUGAAAAAUACCAAAGAAUAACCCAUUAUGCUUAAGAAAUAAUGAAUAGCUCCGAAAAUAUGGAAACUUUCAAAUAACUUCGAUAAUUAUCUAAAUAGUUUGAUGAUCCAGAAGUUAAGAAAUUAGUCAAAGUUUGUUAUUUGAAAUCUCUCGUAUAGGAGUAAUCUCAGAAUAAUACUUCUAAAAGAGAAUUUUAUGAUUUAGUGAUAAAAAUUAAAAGUUAAGUUCCUGAAAAUAAUAAAAUACAUUCGAUGAUGAUAAAUUCGCUAUACGAUGACGUAGUAAAAAAUGGAGUGCCAAAUACUUAAUGGGAAGCCUAUAUGAAAUAAUUAUUCAAAUGA
Molecule: messenger RNA, 1019 nt
Organism: Paramecium tetraurelia
Lineage: Eukaryota; Ciliophora; Oligohymenophorea; Peniculida; Parameciidae
Exons: 1
Source: RefSeq, a predicted model, not a curated record